This is a messenger RNA of Anoplophora glabripennis (Asian longhorned beetle), 504 nucleotides long. RefSeq names its product larval cuticle protein A2B-like. NCBI's taxonomy places the organism in Eukaryota, Metazoa, Arthropoda, Insecta, Coleoptera, Cerambycidae. The coding region runs from base 1 to 504 and encodes 167 amino acids. The transcript is spliced from 2 exons. The record is from RefSeq and is a predicted model, not a curated record. Gene Ontology annotation, cellular component: extracellular matrix.
AUGGUUUCUGGAGUAAUCUAUGGUUAUCCGAUAAUAGUUGAGCAAAAUGUGCCACACGAAGAGACAGCCAAUGCAGUACAAGAUCAACAGUUUUUGUAUUACGGGGGCAACGAAGAAAUCAAGGGACUUCAGGCAUAUUCCCAACAAGAAAAUAAUAUAGAAUCUAAAGGAUAUGACCAACAUGCUGGAAAGGAGCUGACGCAUAUCAUUGACUACUAUGCUCCACCCAAGUAUUCGUUCAAAUAUGGUGUGAACGAUUACCACACCGGCGACAUAAAGAGCCAACAGGAAUCUCGUGACGGAGACUUAGUAAAAGGUCAAUACUCCCUAGUGGAGCCGGAUGGCUCCAUUCGUACCGUGGACUAUACGGCUGACAAGCACAGUGGAUUUAACGCCGUGGUACGCAAAAUAGGACCCUCCAAAGGGUUAGAAGCCCAGGAGCAUCAAGAAGCUCAUGCAGUGGAAAUUCAAGAAGAACCUGAGAUCAUCCAAGGUCAUUACUGA